Messenger RNA from Linum trigynum, 411 nucleotides. The record is from the annotation of a GenBank genome assembly. Lineage: Eukaryota; Viridiplantae; Streptophyta; Magnoliopsida; Malpighiales; Linaceae.
AUGGGGAGACCAAAAAAGAAUGCAAAGGCCAACUAUGAGCCAGACAGAUCAUCAAAGAAACCGGCGGCUGUGGCAGAACAACCAGCAGAGGAACAACCCGUGAAGAAGAGAUCCAAGAUGGUUGCUCCGAGAUCUCAGCAAGGAGAUGGAUCGUCACAGCAUCCGGCGGCUGAACAACCACCACAGGAACAACCCGUGAGGAAGAGAUCCAAAAAGGUUUCACCGAGUUCUCGUGAAGGAGAAGGAUCAAGGCAGCCUCCUGCUAGACAACAACCAGAAGUUGAGGAGGAAGAUGAGGAAGAAGAUGAGGAGGGGCCCUGCGACUCAUACUUCAGAUUCCGCGGCUCCACCUAUUCUCUAUUCAAAGUGAUAAGCUACUGGAAACAAGAUGUUGCAUACUAUGCAGCAUGA